This is a messenger RNA of Malus domestica (apple), 819 nucleotides long. RefSeq names its product anaphase-promoting complex subunit 11. Gene Ontology annotation, biological process: anaphase-promoting complex-dependent catabolic process; protein ubiquitination; positive regulation of mitotic metaphase/anaphase transition. Lineage: Eukaryota; Viridiplantae; Streptophyta; Magnoliopsida; Rosales; Rosaceae. Gene Ontology annotation, molecular function: ubiquitin protein ligase activity; zinc ion binding; cullin family protein binding. Gene Ontology annotation, cellular component: anaphase-promoting complex; nucleus. The record is from RefSeq and is a predicted model, not a curated record.
UCCCAACCCGCCCAAAACUGCACCGCGACUUCUCCUUUUUGACAAUUAGGGUUUUUCAGACACAGGGAUAUGGAGAUGGGAACCGGAAUCGGACUUUUGCAGUGAUUUGCCACACUUUUCAGUUCCCAGAGGGUUCAGUUUGCGAUCUCCCUUGAGUUUUGAUCGAGGAGUUUGUAUUGGGGUUUUGGGGUUUUGCAGUUGCAGGAGGAGAAGAUGAAAGUCAACAUCUUGCGUAUCCUUCUCACUGUGUUUAUGUUAUUCUGUUAUUUCUUUCAAACUACACCAGUUUAUAUACCAUUUGCAACUAGCUCAUGUGGCAUGCUGUUGCUUCAUGGACAUGGGAUGCACAAGACGAAACAUGUGGGAUUUGUAGGAUGGCAUUUGAUGGUUGUUGUCCCGAUUGUAAACUCCCUGGGGAUGAUUGCCCGCUAAUUUGGGGCGCAUGCAACCAUGCUUUCCAUCUCCAUUGUAUCUUAAAAUGGGUAAAUUCACAGACUUCUCAGGCGCAUUGCCCCAUGUGCCGCAGGGAGUGGCAAUUCAAAGGAUGAGAGAUAAAAAUUGAAAUCACUUUUAGGGAAUUCUUGCUGACUCGCUCCCUCAUCAAGUGCAGGUUUGCAAAUGUUUGAUUGUAUACUGGUUGAUGUAAAUUAUGACCACCUUACAUCUGUUGUGUAUUGGAUGAUGUGUGCUGAAGUAACUCCGUCUUGAGGCGUAACUUCUCAAUCAUUCGUUGUAUCCCUCCGUAAAAGUGAACUUGAAUCAGUAGAGCUUUUUACUCACCUUGAUUUGGUGUUUAUGUUCUAUAAAUUUGUGCAUCAA